GCUCCGCUUUACCAAUAUAAGUAGACGUAGCCAUUUUCGUUACGGAUUUUUAACUUCUCUAAUCAGUAAACUGGAUUAACUAAAUUACUUAUUAACUGGUGGUAAAAGCCAACCGACACAAUGCAAGCCAUUAAAUGUGUAGUUGUAGGCGAUGGUGCUGUGGGUAAAACAUGUUUAUUAAUCAGUUAUACAACCAAUGCCUUUCCUGGUGAAUAUAUACCUACUGUGUUUGACAAUUAUUCUGCUAAUGUUAUGGUAGAUGGUAAACCGAUUAAUUUAGGACUGUGGGAUACUGCUGGACAAGAAGAUUAUGAUAGAUUAAGACCGUUAUCUUAUCCACAAACAGAUGUGUUCCUUAUUUGUUUCUCCCUUAUCAGUCCAGCCAGUUUUGAAAACGUCCGAGCUAAGUGGUUUCCUGAAGUAAGUCAUCAUUGUCCACAGACACCUAUAAUAUUAGUCGGCACCAAACUUGAUCUGAGAGAAGAUAAAGAAACGAUUGAGAAACUACGAGAAAAGAAAUUAGCACCUAUAACGUACCCACAAGGCCUGGCCAUGGCAAAGGAAAUUGGUGCAGUGAAGUACUUAGAAUGUUCUGCUCUGACACAGAAAGGUCUAAAAUUUGUCUUUGAUGAAGCUAUUCGGGCAGUUUUAUGUCCGAAACCAAAACCACCAAAGAAGAAGAAUUGUAAGAUAUUGUAAUCAGUUAUAAAAUUAGAUUUUUUCUAUUUUAUAUUACUUUCAAUUUGUUAAUUAUUUGAUACAGGACGCCACCCUGGUAUGGUGGAAGACAAUACAAGUUACCUUGUUAUAAAGAAAAGAUAAAAUUUUAAAAAAAUCAAGUUAUGAAAAAAAAUAUAUUGGAAAGCAUUAAGAGAUAAAUUACUUUCACUUCAACAUAAGUUUUGUUAACAUUUUUAUCAUUUGUUAUAUUUUCAAAAUGUCGCUCUCAAUUUUUGUGUUUUUCUGUGUAAAGGGAAUUUAUUUGAUGACAAAAUCAAUUUAUUUUCAAUGUCUUGAAUCUACUACAUAUUAUUCUUUAUUUUAUAAGUUUAAACCACUUCCCUAAACGCAAAUUAAGAAGCAAAUAAUCUGUGUAUGAACAAAAUAGUUUAUUUUAUGUAAAUUUUAUUUAAAUCUAUCACAAAUCUGAAUAUCCUGAAUCAUUUUUUGAAUCAAAGAUUUUCCUUGCAAAUUUUUUUUAUAUAUCUUUAAUGAAUAAUGUAAGGUCAUGGUCAGAAAAUAUAUACAAGUAUAAGAAGUGAAAGGGAACAAGGAAUCAAUCAGUUGUCAUAAAAAACUCUUUUCAUAAUCUUCAUUUUUUAUUUUUAACCCCUUUUUCCUCUUGAGAAUUUUGGUAUAUUUUGUUUUUAUUAGAUUCUAGUGUUGGCUUUAUUUGGCUUCCCUAUUUAUUUUGGUUUCUGUUUUGCACUUGUUGGCAGUAUAUAGAAAGUUUGAAUUUGUAUAUUAAUGUGCUAUAUUAUUUUUCUUGUAUUAUAUUAGCAAUUUACAGGGAAUAUUCAUUAUAAUUAGCUGUUAACAAGAAAUGACUUCAUUAUUAAUCAGAAUCAAGAUUAUCACCAUUUAAUUAUGGCUUGUUUGGAGUUAUGCAAAAUUUCAGAGAAAGUUCAAUUCUCUUUGAUGGAAUAUGAUCAAUAUGAAUCGAUAUAUUCAUCAAACAACUGAAGGAAAAGCCAUUUCUAAUUCCAUAUUAUAAACUUCAUAGGGCUUUUUUUCAUCUUCUGAAGGGUAUGAAGGUCUCUCAAAGUUAGACAUGAUGGAGACUUGGCCUUAUUCCUUUUCCUUUCAAAAUGGAAUGGAAUGCAGUGAUCAAUGAUAUGAUUCAUAGUUGACACACUAAGUUAUGGCUUUGAAAAAGGUAUCUGCAGUUUGUAAGCCCAGAUGUAAAGUCAAGCAAAGAUAUCUGUGCACGUUCAGGAGAAAUUCAAAACAUAGACAAGAGAGGUCAAUAAUAUUUAUGUACUUUGAAUAGAAUUUGACACAAAUCAAGUCUUGUAGUGGUUAAGUACUAUAAUCUGCUAUCUAACAAUAAAUUGGGCUUCUCAUAUUUAUGGAUUUUAUUGCCCCAGAAUGUGCACAAAAUAUUUUCUUGAUUGUAAUGCUUAAAAAGAAGUGAAAAAGGUCAUUUCUUGUCUUAUGGUUACUUAUUUCUUUUUUUUUCUUCAAAUUUUAUAUGAAAUAAUUAUUUUGCUAUUUGUUUCCUAAUAUCAUGUUACAUAAAUUGUCUAUAUUCUAAGAAAUUAUUUGUAUAUAAGUGUUUAUAAGGUUUCUUAUUAUCUAUGUAUUCAGCUUUGAAAUAUUACAAAUAGACCUAUAUCAACUUGAUCACAUGUUAAGCUUUCUUGUUAUUGAAAAGGUAGUAAGAGUCUAACACCUGGACUCUGUUCCUCAAAAAAUUUUAUAUAAGAAUUUGUGGUUUGUGGAAUUUUACGUUGAGAAAUAUCAUUCU
Molecule: messenger RNA, 2467 nt
Organism: Lottia gigantea (owl limpet)
Lineage: Eukaryota; Metazoa; Mollusca; Gastropoda; Lottiidae
Exons: 5
Coding region: 121-699 (192 amino acids)
Biological process (GO): actin filament organization; regulation of cell shape; establishment or maintenance of cell polarity
Cellular component (GO): plasma membrane; cytoskeleton; cytoplasmic vesicle
Molecular function (GO): GTP binding; protein kinase binding; GTPase activity
Source: RefSeq, a predicted model, not a curated record